AUGGGGGUGCCGGUGCUGGACAACGCCAAGGAAGAAGUGGAGGAGGGAGAGUUCUUCGAGGAGAGCCUCAGCCGCGUUGUCGACCCAUCCUCGCAUGGCCCUCGCACCUUCGGUCGAUGGGAAAAAAGGCAGCCAACAAUAGAAGAGGUCAGAGCAGGGAUGAGAAAGGUCGAGCAAGCGUUGGAUGCGUGCGCGUGUGAGAGAGAAGUGCAGGUCGGGAUUUGCAUCAUCCCUCCUCACUCCAGUUGGGAGCAGAUCCAGACCAUCAGGUCGAAGCACGACAGGCAUCACCUGCGGUGGAUGCCGCAUCUCAACCUGCUGUAUCCUCUCCUGCUCACUCAGGAGGAGCUCGACGCCUUGCCGCAGCGUCUUCAGUCAGUCACACGGCAGGGCGGGGGAAGCUUCUGCGUGAGCCUCAGCACCAUCGGCGUCUUCCGUCAUCCUCUCAGUGUCAUGCUGUGGGUGGGGCCGAGCAAGGAGGCCAAGGAGAAGCUUGUGGCGUUGCAGUCUUGUCUCAAGAGCACGUUGGACGGGUUCAUCCCGCGCGAGAGAAAGGAGGCGAUGCUAUUAAAAUUCAAGAAUGCGAGCGGCAGCUCGAGGAUGACGGACCUCAAACCUUCACUUACUAUGGAAGAGUCUGAAGACGACGAUGACGUUUAUGACGACGUUGAUUUCACCCCCCACGUGUGUUUGGGCCAGUGGAAGUCCUUGGAAGAGGCGGAGGAGGAAAGGACGAAGAUCGCCGAGCAUUGGCAACCGAUCGAGUGGAAUCUCUCUGCGAUCUUUGUCAUCGACACGGAUGAGAACGGCACGCACAGCGUUCACUCCACGCUUCCUCUCUCGCCGCAUGGCUCGCAGACCUCGUGGACAGACUUGAGUCGCAGGCUCGAGGGCUCGCGAGAGCUUUCUCUGGGACGAUCAUCUCAGGAAAAGGGGAAGAAACAAAGCACAGCAGUCGAGAGACCCAAAGUUGCUGACCGAAGUCCGAGGUGGCAGAGAGGAGAAUUAUUUUCAGAGGAUAAGGAGCAUAAGGAGGAUGAGACGGUCAGCCUUGCCGAUGCUCAGCUUCAACUUCCUUCUCUGGAGCGCAAGACAACAAGACGCAACGGCACUGCCGCUGAUCUCUCUUCCUCCUUCCCUGCCUCAGUCCUGCUGCCCCCCAGCUCCUCAAGUGUGAUCGGCGCAUUCGUGGCUGGGUCGCAGCUCUUGGGGCCUUCGCCUCUCAAGUUCGCUCAGUACGUUCGAGAGCUGCAGGAGGAGAACCGGAAGGUGCAGGAGUCCUCCCCAUUUCGUGCCCCCCUGGCCCUCACAGCGCCGACUGUCUUUCCCAAGGCGGAGAGCUUGCGGCCGACCAUCUUCUCGGACUUAGACGAUCAGAUGAUGAUGUUGGCGUCGAGACAGCAGGAGGCUCAGCUGAGCUCGGGCUAUGGCAACGGAAGCCUCCUCUCGAGAUCCUUCUCCUUCAACACGCCUGCCGCUGCUCGCAUCAUCGCCUCCGGUACUCAGUUGGAGCAAGAGCGUCUCACUGAGUUGCUCAAAAAUCGCAAACAAAUGGUGUGGAAGAGAGAAAUGGCACUGGAGUCUAAAAAGGUCUUCAACAGAAAAGUUGCCAAGGAAGUUGGGGCCCUGCGAGGCGAGGUGUCACUGAAACAAGUUCGAGAGCAUCGAUGGAACGAGGCCAUCAACGAAGCUCGACGCGAUGUCUCCUUCCUCUCCCCUCUCCUUGCGCUCAUUCGCUCGUUGCAGUUUCGGGUCAACAAGCUCAAGUUGGAGGCGUUUGAGAGCAAGGAGCAGCAGGCCCGUCGCUGGUGCAACUCGAUGGCUCGCGACAUCGUUCAGACCCUCACGCUCAUGGACAAGCAGCAGGUCAUGGAGCUGGUGCGGGACAAGGACAAAUGGUCGCGCGUCAAGGACGUGCUGCAGGCAGCCGCUGGUUCCUUCCUGACCGAGACGUUGACGAGGAUGCGGCAGACGCAAGGGAACCUUCGGUUGGACUACAGCUUGCUAUGGCUGCUCGAGAAAGCAGACAUCGAGGCUUCGAGCCAGCUGGCGUUCGAUUACGUCAUGACCAUGACCGAUUUCGGCGCAAGGAAGGGGUCCGGGUGGGACAACCACGUGAACACAGACAGGCAAGUCAGAGUCAUGUCGCCUGCUCGCUCUGAUGGGUUGCUCAGAGCGUCAUCGGAGUUCAAGCUCGACGUGGGAGACGUUCCUGGUUUUUAUGUAUAUUACGACAUGUACGGCUGGUGCUAG
Guillardia theta CCMP2712 is the source of this 2253-nucleotide messenger RNA. RefSeq lists its product as hypothetical. The coding region runs from base 1 to 2253 and encodes 750 amino acids. The transcript has 19 exons. The record is from RefSeq and is a predicted model, not a curated record. NCBI's taxonomy places the organism in Eukaryota, Cryptophyceae, Pyrenomonadales, Geminigeraceae.